CGGACAGUGGUGUUGAUAAUUAAUCGCACUCACUCACUCACUCACCAUGCAGUAGUGGUGACAGACAGACAGACGCGUCAGCCAGUCAGGCAGUAUCCAUCCAUCCAUCCAUUCGUGCAUCCAUUGGUCCACACUCACUCAGACGGCCACUUGUCACUCACUCGCGCAUCCAGACCUCUAUCCCUCUCCCUGUCCCCCUUCCCUCCCUCUGUCUCUGUGUCUGUCUGUGUCUGUGUCGGUCGUUCACAUCGAGUCCUUUUUCUUCUUCUUCUUCUUCUUCUUCUUCUCGAUGUCUGCGAUCAUCUUAGCGAUGUCCUUCACCAAGCUCUUGGCGAUGUCCUUCGCUUGGUGGCCGCCAUCGCCAAGAUGAUCAAAGACAUCGAGAAGAAGAAGGAUGGAUCGACCGACACAGACAGAGGAUCUGGUAGCCUGUUUCCGUCUCUCCCUCUCUCUCUCUCUCUCUCUCUGAGUGUGUGUGUGUCAUGUGGCCACACAGUGUGUGUCGUGAUUGACCUAGGUGUCAUUUGGACACCCAGGUCUCUCUCGGUUCCUUCCACAAGCCGAGGGUCAAUGCCAAUGAAGGUGAAAACCAUCACCAUUCAUACACACACAUGCAAGCAUGACAUGAAAUCAUCCAUAGCUCUCCUCGGCCGUUGUGGCACGUGCCGGUGCCGCCGCACUCUUCGGCGUCUAGCUACGACCCCCCGACCCUCCAGGAAGCGUUCCAGCCAGACACAAGAGAGCGAUAUGGAUACAGCAGGCGCACACGGAAGCAUGCAUCAAACUGUACACCACAUCCGUGUGGCCCCCAGCUCUCUGAUGAUCAGUGAGUGACUCAUGCAAUCGUCAAGUCAGCAAGGCACAUGAGUGGAGUGGGCCAAAUGCGCUCCUGCACCUCAUCGAACGCCAUUGGGAUCGCUCAUGGCCCAUGGCAUGGCCACAAACGACACGCAUGGUCUCAAUGAGGUACAGAGGAACCGCCGGCACCACUGACGUGACAACGGCAUCCCACGCCACCACACAGACACCAAUGACAAGCCAGGAAUCUUCCACAAGUACGCACAUCCUCAAGCAGGCCACCCACCCAGUCAGUACGCUCUCUGAUCAUCCAUCCCGUUGCUAUCGACACGCGAGAAGUAGUCAGUGAUCAGUCGCUGGCCCGCCGUGAUGGGCAGCCCCUUCCGAUACAGCUCAACACUACACGGGCCUGUCUGCACAGCGGCGAACCCGUGAGGGCUCAGCCGCUCGGCUACGCCUCCCUCCCCAUCAUCGUGCAACGACUCGACAGGGAGUGCAUCGUCGGUGGUGAGUGUGAUGUAAUCUAGCUUGGGCAGAGUGGUGAUGGCCUUGACGCAUGUGCGAAACAGCCGAGACCAGACUGGCAAACGUAGUAGCAACUCGCCCUCGUCUGUCCGCCCAUCUCCCUCCCCGCCCUCUGCAGCGAAGUUGGUAGCGAGAAACACGCUAAUGUGCCGGAUGCGAUGCUCUAUGCCCUUGCCCUUGUUGCUGCUGCCCUUGUCGGCCCCUGCCUCCCCCACCGACACAUCUAUCUCCAUCUUGCUGCUGCUACACGCCCCACCCGCCCCAUCCUCACUGCCCUCAUCUGCCUGCCCCUCCCACAGUGACCAAUUCUCACUGCCGUCAAGGCACUUGUGAAACGCACACUUGACGUGCAGCAGUCGCCCCCCACUGGCACAGUUGCUCAGGUACGACGGCAGGAAAAACGGCUGUUCAUGAAAAGAGGGCUGGCGGGCGAACCGCACUACCCGCAGCGAUGGGAGGUCGUCUAUCGUUUUGACGACGGCCUCCUCGCCCAGCUGAUGCGCACUGCCCAUCUCGACGAACUGCACCGACGGGAAGACGCGGCCGAGGUUGAAGAGCAGUGGCUGUGGGAGGGGGUUGUCGGUGUCUGUGGCCGGCUGCAGGGUGAGGGUGCGUGCUGAGCUGAAGACCAGCUUGGGCAGGAGGAAGUAGAAGGCCUGGAUGAUGUUAUCCUCUGCCAGGCUGGUGGAGAAUGUCACCGAUGUGGCGAGGGAGGCCGCCAGGGUAAGGGUGGACGACUCGAAUGCGGGCGUCUCGUCGUCGUAGAUCCUGCGGAUGGGGCUGCCAGGCUGUGUGGGCCAGAGGAGGGUGAAGGGGAAGUCGAAUACGCUGCUGCUGUAGUCCUCCUUGCCGCCAGGGCUCACACAGUACUUGUGAACCGCAUUGAGAGACUGUGACACCAGCAGGAAACACAGAGGAUGCAUUGAGAAUGAUCAAUCCCUCUUGUGUGCGUGGAUGCAUUGGUCACUCACCGAUAUGAUUCUUGGCGUGAUCUGUUUGAGCUUGAUGGUGGCCUCGAUGGCCUUGAGCGACCCCAUCGGCGUACCGUCGUCUUCAUUGGUCCAGGGGUACAGGUCAGGUUCGUCCGCUGUGAUGCUGAAGCUUGUCACCGUGUCGACGCUCGUGAGCUCGACAAGCUUCAUCGCGUCGUGCGCAGCCCACGCGAAUAGGGGCGAGAGGGUGACGGUAUCGACGGCGUCGCAAUCCAGCCAGUCCCACCCAUACUCUGUGUUGUAACCGCCAAACUCGUUGUCGUGCGCCGUCUUCUCCUGCGUAGUCAACUUGCGCAACUCGACGGUCUUAAGAGACCUGUGGCACCCACACCCAACAGACAGGGGCGGAUUGUGCGUAGGGACCUUUGGAAGGAACUGUCCUGGAUUUGCACCCACCUGAGUGUCCAGCCGCGCAGAAACGAGGCCCACGCCCACCGCCCGCCCACCACUAUCGUCUUCAACCGUGGGAACGCCAACGGCUUCUUAUAGCCUGAACGCCACCGAGAGGGUACCUCGUGCUGCUUGACGCUGUGGCUGUCGGCUUCCAGACUCUCGAGGCUCUCACUAACGCCGUCGAGCAGCUUCACCAUGCUCAUGUUCAUAUGACACCGUACCACCGCCCGGCGGGUCUUGGCCAGACGGGGCCGCCAUGCCUCCAGCUGCUUAUCGGUGGGGUCGAUGUCGCGGUCGGCGAGGAAUGCGAUGGUGGUGUGCAUGUCACUGUCGUGGGAGGGUCCCAGGAAGGAUGAGUGGGCCCGUGAGAGGCCGCCGAUGAUGGACUCGGUGCCGAUGAGGGGGCCGAGUCGGUCAAACAGCAACGCGUCAGGGAGGGUGAGCACCGACGGGGUCAACGACUGAACAGAGCACAGCACACACGCACAAAUGUGCCAUACACACACUCUCUCUGUAUGUGUGUGUGUGUCCAAGUGCACGUGGGCGGCUGUCAGUUUGUGACCAUCCUCACAUCUAGGCGCAGGUUGCGAAGCAUAGCAGUGAGCUUCUGCUGAGCGAUACCGAUGAGGAUGUCCUGAGUGCUGGGCGGGGCAUCGGCUGGGGCUAUCUUGGACAGAAGGACCUUAAACCUCUCAUAGUCCAUAUACACCAUCUGCACACGUGAUGGGCAGAAAGAUCAGAGACGCAAAGCACACUCCAUGUGUGUCAUCUUGUGGUCUCUCACCUUGGCUACGUUAGGGCACAUGUCUUGUCCCAAUGUCCGCUCCUUGCUCUCCUUGAGCGUCAGCACCUCACCAGCCUGAUUGCACAGGGAGGCCCACAGAAUGGUACGGGAGACUUCGAGCCCUUUUCAUCUCUCCCCUCUCCCCACCUGUCGCUGCAGUGCGUCGAUCUUUUCUCCUACGUUUCCGUACUUGUCCCUCGCACCCACCAACACGCUCACAAUGGACUCCAACUGGAUGAACCAUCACAUGCACACCAAAACGAAGCAAUCCAGUGACUGCGCUUCAUCAGAGCAGCCGGCCAGUGUCCUUUCUCACCUCUGUGCAUGCCACUCGCCGUCGCUUCGGAUUCGUCUGCGGCUCCAUCGCCGCCGCGCGACGGGAAGCCAAAAGAGUGUCGAAUAUCAGAACAUCUCGAGGCUACUGUAGAUCCCAGCUGUGAGAGGCCGCAGAGCGCCAGUACGGG
Messenger RNA from Vitrella brassicaformis, 3956 nucleotides. Lineage: Eukaryota; Vitrellaceae. The record is from the annotation of a GenBank genome assembly.